UUACAAGCGGUAUCCUCGUUAACUCAUGAUGACUUUCUUUCUACGUACAAAUCAAGCACGCAGGCAAAUUAAACACAUAUAGUAUUUCACACUGAAUAAAAAAAUGGGUGAGGAAGUGAGCAACACACAAAUAAUAUUCAAUGGUUACAUAGAUGGAUUUCCGACAGAAUCAGCAAUGACUGUGAAAGCCUCCACUAUCAAACUCCAGGUGCCCAACGGUUGCAACGACGACGUUUUGGUGAAGUCUCUCUACUUAUCCUGCGAUCCUUACAUGCGCAGCUGCAUGAGCAAAAUCGACGACAACUAUAUUCCCAUUUUUACACCUGGCUUGCCAAUACAAGGAAAAGGAGUGGCCAAAGUAGUGGAUUCUUCUAAUCCCAACUACAAGAAAGGUGAGUGAUUUGUGGUAUGUUUGGAUGGGAAGAAUAGAGUCUUGUGAAAUCCACCGACAUUCUUUUCAAGAUUGAGAUGUUCCUCUCCCCUACUACACUGGAAUUCUGGGUCAGUUUAAUUCUUCAAUAUUCCAAUUUUAUAUGGUAAA
Molecule: messenger RNA, 541 nt
Organism: Salvia splendens (bonfire salvia)
Lineage: Eukaryota; Viridiplantae; Streptophyta; Magnoliopsida; Lamiales; Lamiaceae
Product: 2-alkenal reductase (NADP(+)-dependent)-like
Exons: 2
Coding region: 104-400 (98 amino acids)
Molecular function (GO): 2-alkenal reductase [NAD(P)H] activity
Source: RefSeq, a predicted model, not a curated record